AUGGCAGACAACAAAAAUUCUGAUUCCUCAAGUCCUGAGGACAACAUGCUACCACCUCUCCUUACUAUCUUUUCUGACCCUAAUCAAAAUUCAUCUAGUCCCUUUUAUAUCCACCCUAGUGAGAGUCCAUCCUCUGUUAUUGUUACUCCAUCUCUAUCAAGCAGCAAUUAUCUGUAUUGGUCACGAUUAGGGAUGACAAUGGGUAGGGAAUAUUACUACAAGAAGAGUCAUGUGCCAGCAUUUGGGAGCUGGGAUUGGAAUGAGAACCUUCCUUUCACACAGUGCUUCGAGACGGCGAGGCAAGCUGGUUUGCUACGAUGCAGUUGCUCUGAGUCUGAGGACCGUGACCUUUACGUUACAGGGGACUUGUAUGAGAAUGAUGUUGUCACACCCGCCAUGAUCGUUGUUCCUCGCAGAAAGGCAAAGGUGCGUGAGCAGCAUGAAAAAGAAACAAAAAUGAUGAAGAAUUGGGUGAGUGACGUGGAAAUCGAACCACCGAGCCCAAAUCCACUGCCAAGGCCAACUCCAAAACCUGUUGAUGAGGACUUGUACAAGAUCUCACCGGGGCUUCUUUAUGCUAAGGCUAAAAAGAAGAGAGGGUUGUGUUUCUUUUCUAGUUGCUUGUUACCAACUUGCAUUGCCUGA
Abrus precatorius (Indian licorice) is the source of this 645-nucleotide messenger RNA. RefSeq lists its product as uncharacterized. Bases 1 to 645 code for a protein of 214 amino acids. Lineage: Eukaryota; Viridiplantae; Streptophyta; Magnoliopsida; Fabales; Fabaceae. The transcript has 4 exons. The record is from RefSeq and is a predicted model, not a curated record.